This is a messenger RNA of Ochotona curzoniae (black-lipped pika), 575 nucleotides long. It is a transcript of the gene CUNH15orf61, whose product is annotated as chromosome unknown C15orf61 homolog. NCBI's taxonomy places the organism in Eukaryota, Metazoa, Chordata, Mammalia, Lagomorpha, Ochotonidae. Bases 1 to 489 code for a protein of 162 amino acids. The record is from RefSeq and is a predicted model, not a curated record. The transcript is spliced from 2 exons.
AUGGAGGCCCUGCGGCGGGCCCACGAGGCCGCUCUGCGCCUGCUGCUGCUGCCCCGGCGACCGAGCGGCCCGGGGGCUGCGGGCGUCGCCUCCCACCCCAAGCCCCGCGCGUCCGAGGUGCUGACGCAGCACCUGCUGCAGCGGCGCCUGCCGCACUGGACCUCCUUCUGCGUGCCCUACAGCGCUGUCCACAACGACCAGUUCGGCCUCUCGCACUUCAACUGGCCGGUGCAAGGCGCCAACUACCACGUCCUGCGCACCGGCUGCUUCCCCUUCAUCAAGUAUCACUGCUCCAAGGCCCCCUGGCAGGACCUGGCCGGCCAGAAUCGCUUCUUCACGGCGCUCAAGGUCAUUAACCUCGGUAUUCCAACGUUGUUGUACGGACUUGGCUCCUGGCUCUUUGCCAGAGUCACGGAGACUGUGUACACGAGUCACGGACCCAUAACAGUCUAUUUUCUGAAUAAAGAAGACGAAGGUGCCAUGUAUUGAAAAUUGUGCACUGCAGGCCAUAAAUUCCUGGAUCUUUUCUUGUGUGUAUAUAUGAAAUAUUUAUUUUUGAUGCCUUCAAAAUAAAA